UGCUCUUCGCAAUAGAAAACCCCGAUUCUGUGCACGGAUUUCACCUGAAGCACUUCUGAGAUAUCCAGGCCCUGGCCAGUACGACAGAUAGUGAAUUCGCAAAGUCACAUUUGUAACGUUUCUCACGAUGGCGUACCACCUGACACCACUUGAAGAUCUCACAGCCAAACAACUUGAAGUUAUCGCUGAACAAAGGAACAGGAACGGUUUUCACGCUUACUACACUGGCGGCUUCGACGCCAGCAAGAAGUUCUUCCAGGUCACCUGCCCCAGCUACAUGAGGACCGGGUGCAUCUUCAUGACAGUCUUCGAGUAUCCAGCUCCGAGCGGCCUGAAGGGUGGACCUGACGAGGACUACCCGAUUUCCCUUGGCACGUUUAACGACCACGAAGGUACCUUUGUGAAACUGAUCUUUCGCGGAACAGACGAACUGAAAGUGGAGCAACGCCGCAACGGAAAUACAAUGAAUAUUGACACUUGGAAAGAGAGGACUACAAAAGGCUUACAUGUUCUCCAUUUCGUGAAAAAAGAGGACCAAUUGGAGAUGUUGAUUGAUGGUUACUCACCUAUUUAUCGCAAAAUCUUGGUCGGAUCCGAUAUCGAGUCUCAUGUGGUGCUGGGCAGCCACCGAAAUCUAAUGCUAGCCCCAUUCGUAUUCUACGAGUCGCACUACACCUUGGAUGAUGUGGCACCGGCGAUCAAGAUUCCUGCAUUCUACAACCCAAGCGCAAACUUCUUUUUUCCUCACGUGAACGUUCAGGUCGCCGCGGGAGGCUACGUACUUUGGUAUGGAGCGUGGCUUCCGGGGACAGAUGUCGCAGCACUAGGCCGUAAUGGAACGCCCUUAGCUGGUGCAGUGCAGAGUCCUCAGGUGGGCGAGUUCAAGUUGCUGCUCAAGUUCUACAAGGACGGCUGUACCUUGACGAACGCCGACGACACAAGCAAUGUACCAACACUGUCGCGUUCCUUCAAAAGCAUCAAGAUGGAUGAACUAUUCGUCAGGCCUAACCCGGUGUCCUUCUACGAGUUUAAAGCCGUGACGGGGUAUAUAAAUUACUAGCAGCUUACUUCUCGGAGAACCGCAAUGGAACCAGACAGCAGCGGCUCGCCGAAUCAAGAUGUUCCGUUGUUUCAAUGACGACAUGACCUGUGCUCUCUCGUCUUUUUGAGCACUCAAUCUUACAAACAAUUUCACCGCUAGUUUGCACAAACAAUUGCUUGCGUUUUCUCCUGCUUUUAUUAGUGCACCAAACACUUCGGGAAUAUUACAAUGUCUUCAAUAAAAAUAAUUAUCAUGA
Messenger RNA from Dermacentor albipictus, 1298 nucleotides. RefSeq lists its product as uncharacterized. NCBI's taxonomy places the organism in Eukaryota, Metazoa, Arthropoda, Arachnida, Ixodida, Ixodidae. The record is from RefSeq and is a predicted model, not a curated record.